AUGUCCCCAGCUCAAGGUCCUUUACACGGUCUGCGUGUUGUAGAAAUGGCAGGCUUGGCACCAGCUCCCUUUGCUGGCCUUGUCCUCUCCGAUUUCGGCGCUGAUGUCGUGCGCAUUGACCGAAAAGGUGCAUCUAGCAGCGACUCACUGACACGCGGCAAGCGCUCCAUUGCACUCAACUUGAAGGACUCUCAAGACUUGGCAACCGUCAAAGCGCUUGUCUCUAAAGCGGACAUUUUGAUUGAGGGAUACAGGCCUGGUGUUAUGGAGUCUCUUGGCCUUGGUCCAGAGGUUCUGUGCAAGCUCAACCCAAGACUCGUGUAUGCCAGGUUGACGGGAUUCAGAAGGACAGGUACGUGGGGCAAAGCAGCAGGUCACGACAUCAACUACCUGUCCCUCUCUGGUGCACUCUCUGCACUAGGCCCUGCUAUGCCUGAACCGCCCUUGCCGCCUGGUAAUCUCGUGGCUGAUUUCGCAGGCGGUGGUCUCAGCUGUGUGGUGGGAAUCCUCCUUGCCCUACAAUCUCGCAAUACAACCGGCAACGGCACUGUUGUUGAGCAGAAUAUGGUGGAUGGCGUGCAGUACCUGGCAACAUUUGUUCGGCAUGCUCAAAAGGGACCCAUGUGGGGUGAACCCCGUGGCAACAAUAUCCUUGAUGGUGGAUGUCCUUAUUACAGCUGCUAUACAACAAAGGAUGGUGGGUUCAUGGCUGUUGGGUGUUUAGAACCUCAAUUUUUCAAGUUGUUCAUUGAGCAACUUGGUGUGAGCAAGGAGAUUGUCGACAUGGAUCGAUUCGACCGCGACAACUGGCCAGCCAUGCGAGCGGUUUAUGCAAAUCGAUUCAAGGAACAAACAACGGCAGAAUGGUGCAAGGUUUAUGAUGGGACGGAUGCGUGUGUGACGCCCGUUCUUGAUGAGAUUGAGUAUGCGGGUGUGCCUGUCUCUGUCGGCGGGUACAAGGGUGGGUAUGGAGUGUGGUCGUGA
Messenger RNA from Protomyces lactucae-debilis, 984 nucleotides. RefSeq names its product CoA-transferase family III domain-containing protein. The record is from RefSeq and is a predicted model, not a curated record. The transcript is spliced from 2 exons. Gene Ontology annotation, molecular function: catalytic activity. Bases 1 to 984 code for a protein of 327 amino acids. NCBI's taxonomy places the organism in Eukaryota, Fungi, Ascomycota, Taphrinomycetes, Taphrinales, Protomycetaceae.